GUUCAUUGAUACUUCAAUGAGCAAAAGGGUCUGAAUAGGUCUAAAUUCGACGCCUUACUGCCUUACUAUACUUAAUAUCUUUAUAGUAACUUAGAAAAACUGUAUAAAUACCCUGGCCUUGGCCUUGAUGGCCAGGAUGCUCAUUCACCCAGUGAGAGUGUCGCGAUAACAAUGAUAAUGACUGUUACUGCUAAACUAAAUAAUAACUUAGGCAUAGUCUGGUAGCCAUUUAAUCAAUGAAUGUGAUUCAAAUAGUUUAUAUUCGGUCCCGAAUCAUUCUGCCACUUAAGGGGCCAAAGCCAGCACCUUCGAAACAUUUCCUUAAGUAAGAGUAGUAAGACUGCAUCAUUGUUAUUGCAUUUAAUUUAAAGUUUACAGCAGGAGACAUAUGCCAUACUUAUAAUGGGCUUAACGGGAGAAAAAGAUUUCGGAUGACAUACUUAGGAUAUGCAAAUCUCAAGGUAGAAAUAGAAUCACUUUCAAGAAAAAAAAAGGCUAAUUGUUUGCUAUCUUUUGUACUCGCAGCAGUUUGGUCAUAUUAGGCUUAUUAGGAACUAUUUUCCUACACAAGAAAGACAAAGAAAUGUGGAUUUUACAUGAAUGAAAGAGCUUUAAAAAUAGAUUGACAUGAUAAGUGUUUUGUGUUAGUAGAAUAGUUCAAGACUUGUUUAAGCACACUGUUUUAAAUUUAAGAGAGGAAUAAGCUAGACAGAACAAAUCUUAAACAUACCAAUAAGCUACCCUACAUUUUAUUUUAGAGCAGUGUCUUAUCUAGAUAAUAAUGUUUUUGACAGUCUGGAAAGAGACGCACAAUAGAAAUUAUUUAUAAAAGGUUACAAGAUUUAGAGUCCUGCAUGAAGGAUAGCUCUCUGAACCAUUACUCUUGAGUAAAGAAAGAGGCAGGGGAUACCUGCUGUCACUACUCAUUGUUCUGUUGGCCAUUGAUUUGAUCAUGAGAAGUACAACAGCUGAAUCAAAAAACUUGUAUUGAGUGGUCGCCUUUAUUUAUUUAUUUAUUUAGGCAUUUUUAUAUAGCGCUUACCUUAUAGCUCUAAGCGCUUUACAAUUAUUAAAAACAUGUAAACUAACUACAAUAAAAAUGAGACUUAGGAUAGAUUUGGACUUGACAGAUGAACUUGCACUCUUUUCCCAAAGCUAUAAACAUAAUAUGCAAAUCUAAACAGCAGAGCUCAACCAGACAGCUAAUUGGAUCAGAUAAAUUAUCAAUUUGAGAAAAAUAAAAUUCCAAAAAUUAACACAACCAACAUAGUAGCAAUCCAAUAUAUCUAGUAAAAAUGUCAUUUAAAGAGGUAGAUUUAUUUACAUAACUUGGAACCAUAAUUAGUAAACAGGAGGACAAAUGAAGACAUUUGAACCAAAGUAAUGAAAGUGUACCCGGUAAUAAAAAAUAUGUUAAUGAAAUAAAAUAGAGAUAAAAUACAAAAUGGAAAAUAUUUUCUCUAUUAGUGUAAAACAUGGAGAACAACCUAACUCAAUACCAUUUUUUUUAUUUUGCACAUUUUCCUAAAAAUAAAAUGAUUUUAAAAGAUUUGGAAGUGAUCCUGUGGAGCAGGAAAUGCAGAGGGCAAUAAAGUUGGAUUUAUCAUACUUUGAAGAAAGCAGAAGAAAUUUUUACUUGAGAGUCUCUGUCAUGGAAUGCACAGGGCAAUAGAAGUGAGAAAGACCACAAAACAUGUGGAGAUGAGACCUGGACUGAGAAAAUGAGAGAAACAGCAAGAAGAAGAAUGAACUGGAAAUAAUAGCACAGAAUAGAAAUAGAUGAGGAUAAUUUGUGAAUGACCUAUGCGUCACUAGGAGCAAAUGAGGCAUAAAAGAAGAAAAAUGCAUAAUCCAGGGCAUUGAAGAAAAAAUACAAUUUAAAAUAGUUUUUUUUCACCAGGAAUGCAUGACUUUAAUUGAGUAAUAUAUUAAAUGUAAACGAUGCACAUUCAUAAUAAAUGAACACUUUACUUUCUUACAAUCCAUAGAUAUAGAUGCCAUAAUUAAAUCAUGACACUUCAAGCAAUUCGUUACCAUCGAGGUCACUUGGAGAUUUUAGACCAAUUACUAUUACCAGAUGUAAGCAAAUUCAUUCCCUUACAUAAUACAGAUGAAGGCUGGAUGGCAAUAAAGCUCAUGCAGGUAUGAACAAUAUUUCUUAUUACCAUAAUAUUAAUAAAUCUUGUAAGUUUUUUUGAAGCAUUAAUUUGCUUAAGUAAAAGAUUUUUCAAUGCAUAGCAAUCUGUAUUUUAAAAAAAUUAUCAAUAAAAUAGUAAAUUAAUUCUUAUUGAUAUGUGUAACAGACCAUGUUUUCACAAGAAACCAGAGAGGUAGCAUGAGUGAACAUUGAACUGUGUUGACCAUAUUUUCCACGAGGAGAGAGAGUGAAUUGUAUUUUUGAGAAGCAAAAGUGAGCCCCACGUUUUUGGAGAGUAAAUUGUUUUUGUAAAGCGGAGGUUUCCACGCUUUGCUGAGUGAUAAAAAGGGGCAGUUGAUUGAAUAGUGUAGUUAAGUGAGGACGUGUUUUUCUGAGAGGUGGAAUAUUAUAUAUACAUAUAUGUGAAAUGAUUACAUUCAUGCAAGGAUUAUUAUUAAUAUUAUCAGUGUAAAGUGUGAUAUAAUAAAGUACUGUAAGUUUAAUCAGAAUUGAGUAUACUUCCUUGCGUGCCUGGAUAAGUGACUGGAUAAGUAAGUGGAAGAAUGGAAGAAGUCUUAGCCAGCAUCCUGAAUCAUUAAUAUAAAAACAAGUGACCAUGCUACUGACAUAACGCACUAAGAAAUAGCAUGUCAGAGCAAUGUUUUACAAUGGUCACUUUUGCUUCUCAAAAAUACAAUUCACUCUCUCUCCUCGUGGAAAAUAUGGUCAACACAGUUCAAUUUCAAUGUUCACUCAUGCUACCUCUCUGGUUUCUUGUGAAAACAUGGUCUGUUACAAUAUGUUAUUUAUUUUUAAAAAUGCAUUUCAACAAGCCAGGUUCGGGGUGCUCCAGCAAUAGCUAUUGUCGGUUGUCUCAGCUUGGCCGUUGAACUCACAAAGAAAGAUUUCUCUACGAGGAAAGAACUGAAGGAAUUUGUGCAUGAAAAACUAAAUUAUCUGGUUUCUGCGCGCCCUACUGCUGUGAACAUAGCUGAUGCUGCUGCUAAAGGAAAGACUUUGAUAAAUCAACUUAUAGACAAUGAAGACAUUGAAUUGGAAGAUAUUAAGCUCAGGUAAUUUAAUUAUAUAUAUAUAUAUAUAUAUAUAUAUAUAUAUAUAUUGUAUUAUAUAAAAAUAAUUAAAUAAAAUCUGUCACAAAAGUUAAUGUAUGGUAACCAGUUGAAAGCAAAAUUAUGGGUUAAUUCUUUUCAUUUUCCAAUUUUAACUCCUAUAAUGUAAAUAGAAAGAGAAAAUAAAUUAAUCAUAAUUGUUGUAUUUUGUUUCUUUACAUCAUUCCUUUUAAAGACAAUAUAUUUUUUACUAUUAGUGUGCUAUAAAGAAAAUUAAGGGUCAUGUCAUAAGCAUAUUUCUUUAUCUCGUCUUAUUAGUCUCAUCAAAGAGUUUGAGAACAUGCUUCAGGCAGAUAUUGAUGUCAACAGAAGCAUUGGAAGAUAUGGUGCUGAACAUAUUCUAAAAAACUGUAAUAAUGAACCUGUUAUGGUAAUGACGCACUGCAAUACAGGAUCACUGGCUACUGCUGGUUAUGGAACUGCUUUAGGUUUAUAUUUUCUGUCCUUAUACUAACUUAAAAUAAGUUAUCUUCAUUAUUCAUUAGUUUUAAUUGCAUGUAACAAAAUAAGUUAUCUUCAUUAUUCAUUAGUUUUAAUUGCAUGUAACAAUAAAAUUUCAGCUGUAUCACAAAAUUAGACUGACUUUCCCAAGAUGUUAUGUUUAAAAGAAUACAACAGAUGACAAUAAUAGCAAUUAUUUUUAAGUUUUCUGUUUUCUCAAGGUGUCAUUCGCCACCUUCAUGAACAUAAUAAACUUGAUCGUGUUUAUUGCACUGAGACAAGACCCUACAACCAAGGCGCAAGACUAACUGCGUAUGAACUAGUUCACGAGAAAAUGAAUGCAUCUCUGAUUUGUGACAAUAUGGCUGCAGCUUGUAUGGCUUCCAAUAAAAUCCAUGCUGUUAUUGUGGGUGCUGAUAGGGUAGUUGCCAAUGGAGACACUGCAAAUAAGAUUGGCACAUACCAACUUGCCAUCAUUGCAAAGUACCAUAACGUCCCCUUUUAUGUUGCUUGUCCAAAAACAACAUUUGACCCUAAUAUUAAAUCAGGAAAAGAUAUACACAUUGAAAUCCGUCCAGAACAUGAGAUGACAACCCUGAAAGGAAUUAAAAUUGCUGCUGCAGGUAAUUCUUUCACAACUUACAUCACUUUCACAUUACUUUAAAGUCAUAUUUGCAUAUGAUACUUUUACCAGGCAGUGUAAAACUAUUCUUAAAAUUGUGGAAAACAUUUCAUAAAAAUUCAACUAUUUGCUUAACUUUAAUCAUAGUUAAUAAAUUAUGAAAAUAACCAGUACCAGUACUCUAGACUUAACUGUGAUGAUUUCUGAUUUGUAUCUUUACCAGACCUGUUUACCCUCAAACUCUUAAAAUCAUACAAUAUCAUCACAAAAUCGUUCAAUACAUUACCUUAGUAGUAAAAAAAUUAACGUUUUUGUGAUUAUACCUAAAUCCUUAGUUGCAAUACUUAUUUAUUUUGACAAGUUAGCAUCAGAGUCAGAGAGAUUAAAAUACUGUGUAAUGAAAAUAAUAAAUUUGUAAUUUUAAAAAAUGAACUCACUUCUAAAGAAUUUUGCUUUCAUUGCUUAGCUAAUCUAAUCCAAACAGGUAUAUCAUGCUGGAAUCCUGCCUUUGAUGUGACACCCGCUGAAUUAAUUACUGGUGGAAUUAUUACAGAAUAUGGAGUGUUCAACCCACGGGAGAUACAAGACAAAUUUAAUGAAUUUGAUCAACAGCGUUGAAAUAUUUUUUUCAUUUUUAAAAUUUAUUCAAUUAUCUGAAUUUUUAAUCAGACGUUUCCAUGGGUUGGUAUUGAGUAAAAAUAAAUUGUUUAAAGAACUGUUAUUUUUGUAACUCAGAUGUUCAUCUAAUGUGUCAUUAAGAUGUGCAAUAUAAAUGUUUGUAACAAAAAGAAAAAGGGAGAAUUAAUGUGUUUGAGUAAAUUCAGAGAAAAAUAAAAUAAUUUACAUUUCUUAUUACCAUAAAAGAAGGUGCUAGUAUGGUACCGAUAGUUUAAAAUAAUUAAAGAAACAUUUGUAAUUUAAAAAUUUUCGCCAUUCUAGUUUCAUUGCACCGAAUUCACAUUAUUUAUUCAAUGUAUUUGUGAAAAUUUAUACCUUUGAAUAUAUACUUCCUAUUUAAUCAGGUUUUUUUCAUCAUGUAUCAACUCACCUUCUCUAGUCAGAUGACAGUUUAAGAUUUCACUAAUCAAGUUAAUUAAAAAAAUUGAUUAAUUAAUUAAGAUAAUCUCGUACCAUGAGACUUACUUCUUUAUUCUUGUAAUUGAUUUGAAUUCAUGUAGCUAUUUUCAGUAUAAAACAUUAUUGUUCUGAUUGUCAAGGCAACUAUUACUUCUACCCAUAAAUCAGUUUUCAGUUAUUAUUUAAGUCUAUUUACUUUUUGAGAUAAAGCCUAGCUCAGAAUUUUGAAUGGACCACAUUAAAUUGUGCCUUUUAAUUAAUACUAAUUUGCUUUCCUUUAUUGUCUUUUCAAUCUUUGUAGUUUUUUUUUUGUGGAAAAUUUCAUUGAAAAUAUAUCUUUAUUAUUAUGACAGCAAAGUUAAUGUGAAGACAUUUUGAGAUAUAAUAAAAACUUA
Lymnaea stagnalis (great pond snail) is the source of this 5802-nucleotide messenger RNA. The record is from the annotation of a GenBank genome assembly. NCBI's taxonomy places the organism in Eukaryota, Metazoa, Mollusca, Gastropoda, Lymnaeidae.